Staurois parvus is the source of this 441-nucleotide messenger RNA. The record is from the annotation of a GenBank genome assembly. Lineage: Eukaryota; Metazoa; Chordata; Amphibia; Anura; Ranidae.
AUGAUAUGGAGGGGAUUGGAACACCUGAAUCACAUGAUAUGGAGGGGAUUGGAACACCUGAAUCACAUGAUUGGGAGGGGAUUGGAACACCUGAAUCACAUGAUUUGGAGGGGAUUGGAACACCUGAAUCACAUGAUUCUGAGGGGAUUGGAACACCUGAAUCACAUGAUUGGGAGGGGAUUGGAACACCUGAAUCACAUGAUUUGGAGGGGAUUGGAGCACCUGAAUCACAUGAUUUGGAGAGGAUUGGAACACCUGAAUCACAUGAUUUGGAGGGGAUUGGAACACCUGAACCCAAUGAUUUGGAGGGGAUUGGAACACUUGAAUCACAUAAUUUGGAGGGGAUUGGAACACCUGAAUCACAUGAUAUGGAGGGGAUUGGAACACCUGAACCACAUGAUUUGGAGGGGAUUGGAAAACCUGAAUCACAUGAUUUGGAGG